Molecule: messenger RNA, 708 nt
Organism: Carlito syrichta (Philippine tarsier)
Lineage: Eukaryota; Metazoa; Chordata; Mammalia; Primates; Tarsiidae
Gene: CD3E
Product: CD3e molecule
Exons: 7
Coding region: 123-698 (191 amino acids)
Biological process (GO): positive thymic T cell selection; cell surface receptor signaling pathway
Cellular component (GO): alpha-beta T cell receptor complex; external side of plasma membrane; membrane
Molecular function (GO): transmembrane signaling receptor activity
Source: RefSeq, a predicted model, not a curated record
GGCCCCAGGGUCCUUAUCUCCAGCAGAUGCUUUGAAAAGGUCCUCUGGUUUCUUUUUUUUCAGAAAUAGUAAACUGACAGGUUUCCGCCAUCUUAGUGGAGUAAGCGUCCUGUGAAAAAAGGAUGCAGUCGGGCACUCUCUGGAGAGUUCUGGGACUCUGCCUCCUAGCAGUUGGUGCUUGGGGGAAGGAAGAUGAUUUCCCACAGAAACCAUAUAAAGUCUCCAUCUCAGGAACCAGGGUAGUACUGGUAUGCCCUCUGGAAGUUGACUCUAAAAUAAAAUGGACAAAAAAUGGUAAUAAGAUGAGCAAUUAUCACGAGGACCACCUAAUAUGGGAGGAUUUUUCAGAAGUGGAGAACAGCGGUGAUUAUGCCUGCUCUGCAGACAACACAGAGGCAAGCCAUCAUAUCUACCUGAAAGCAAGAGUAUGUGAGAACUGCAUAGAGGUGGAUGUGAUGGCGGUGGCCAUAAUUGUCAUAGUCGACAUCUGCAUCACCCUGGGUUUGCUGAUGCUGGUUUAUUACUGGAGCAAGAACAGAAAGUCCAAGGCCAAGCCUGUGACACGAAGAGCAGGUGCUGGCGGCAGACCCAAGGGACAAAAGAAGGAGAGGCCACCACCUGUUCCCAAUCCAGACUAUGAGCCCAUCCGGAAAGGCCAGCGGGACCUGUAUUCUGGCCUGAAUCAGAGAGCUGUCUGACAGCUCUAGA